Molecule: messenger RNA, 4004 nt
Organism: Hipposideros armiger (great roundleaf bat)
Lineage: Eukaryota; Metazoa; Chordata; Mammalia; Chiroptera; Hipposideridae
Gene: BRINP2
Product: BMP/retinoic acid inducible neural specific 2
Exons: 9
Coding region: 707-3058 (783 amino acids)
Biological process (GO): nervous system development; positive regulation of neuron differentiation; cellular response to retinoic acid
Cellular component (GO): dendrite; cytoplasm; neuronal cell body
Source: RefSeq, a predicted model, not a curated record
GGCUUUGCACAUGUGCGAGGCACUGGCUUCGGGAGAGGGAAAGGGCGCGUGAGUCCCUUCAGAGUUGCAAGGAAGGCAAGAUCGUGGGUUUCUCUUUGGUGGAGGGACAGGGGAUACCCCCGAUCGGGUGCUGCACUUUCCUUCCCUCUCCCACCCGCGCUCGCGCUCCGGCCCGGUGGCGCCGAAGCCCCACUUCAGACCUGCUUCGGGUGCCAGGGAUCCAGGCUGCUCGGUGGGAAGGCAGCCGGCAAGUGAUGAGCGGCGGCGGUGGCCCCAGAGCCGGGAGUAAGGGAAUUUGAAGACACUUCCUUUCCCUCUCACCCGCUGAAGGGGAGGCAUUCGCGUUUCCCAAAGGAGAAAGAGCCACAAGAAAUCAUGAAGUAGAAACUUUGGAAAGCUGCCACUGGAAAUGUUGCAGGAAAACCUGGAAUCUGUUAGGAGUCUCCUCCCUGUCGGCGGAGGUUUGGGGAGCAGCUGAUACAGCCAGGAGGGCUCUUGCAAGGAUUCAAGGAUUAUGGAAUUUGGCCAUUGGCAGGAUCACAGAGCUCAUCUUACCUCUUAAUGCAUUUUCCUGACGACCAAGGGGAGGCUCCCAGAGGGAAGUGACUGGCUCCCAAGGCACCGGCUCGUCCAGGGGCCCUGAAGGAGCGGCACAGAGCGGGAGAGUGUGGUGAGAGAAUGAAGAAACCAACCGGCCGGGAGAAGCAUGAGGUGGCAGUGUGGCACUCGGUUUAGAGGGCUGCGGCCGGCAGCAGCCCCAUGGGCAACCCUGCUGGCACUGGGCCUCCCCGGUUGGGUGCUGGCUGUCUCGGCCACGGCUGUCGCUGUGGUCCCAGAGCAGCAUGCCUCCUCGGCCGGCCAGACGCCCCUGGACUGGCUGCUCACCGACCGGGGCCCCUUCCACCGCGCGCAGGAGUACGCGGACUUCGUGGAGCGGUACCGCCAGGGUUUCACCACCAGGUACAGGAUCUACAGGGAGUUUGCACGUUGGAAAGUGAACAACUUGGCUCUGGAAAGGAAGGACUUCUUCAGUUUGCCAUUGCCUCUCGCUCCAGAGUUUAUCCGGAACAUCCGCCUCCUGGGGAGGAGACCCAACUUGCAACAGGUUACUGAAAACCUGAUCAAAAAGUACGGCACUCAUUUCUUACUUUCUGCCACCCUCGGAGGAGAAGAGUCCCUGACCAUUUUUGUGGACAAGAGGAAACUGAGCCGAAAGACAGAGACAGCAGGAAGCGCCCCUAUAGUCGGGGUCAGUGGGAACAGCUCCGCCGUGUCGCUGGAGACCCUGCAUCAGUUGGCAGCGUCCUACUUCAUCGAUAGAGAGAGUACACUGCGACGGCUGCACCAUAUCCAGAUAGCCACAGGGGCCAUCAAGGUCACGGAGACCAGGACUGGUCCUCUGGGCUGCAGCAACUACGACAACCUGGACUCGGUCAGCUCUGUCCUGGUGCAGAGUCCGGAGAACAGAGUGCAGUUACUCGGCCUGCAGGUGCUGCUACCCGAGUACCUGCGGGAGCGCUUUGUGGCUGCGGCGCUCAGCUACAUCACGUGCAGCUCUGAGGGCGAGCUCAUCUGCAAGGAGAAUGACUGUUGGUGCAAGUGCAGCUCCACCUUCCCAGAAUGCAACUGUCCUGACGCUGACAUCCAGGCCAUGGAGGACAGCCUGCUGCAGGUCCAGGACUCCUGGGCGACUCACAACAGGCAGUUUGAGGAGUCAGAGGAAUUCCAGGCCCUGCUGAAAAGGCUGCCUGAGGACAGGUUCCUGAACUCCACAGCCAUCUCCCAGUUCUGGGCCUUGGACAGCGGCCUGCGGCACCGCUACCAGCAGCUGGGAGACAGCUUGAAAGUGCUGUUCAAGAAGACGCAUCGGAUGGUCCGCCGGCUCUUCAACCUCUGCAAGCGCUGCCAUCGGCAGCCUCGCUUCCGCCUACCCAAGGAAAGGUCCUUGUCCUACUGGUGGAACCGAGUCCAGUCCUUGCUCUACUGUGGAGAAAGCACCUUCCCUGGCACCUUCCUGGAACAGAGCCACAGCUGCACCUGCCCCUACGACCAGUCUUCCUGCCAGGGCCCCAUCCCAUGUGCCUUGGGGGAAGGGCCUGCCUGUGCCCACUGCGCUCCGGACAACAGCACGCGCUGCGGGAGCUGCAACCCGGGCUACGUGCUGGCUCAAGGGUUGUGCCGGCCGGAGGUGGCCGAGUCCCUGGAGAACUUUCUGGGGCUGGAGACAGACCUGCAGGACCUGGAGCUGAGGUACCUGCUGCAGAAGCGGGACAGCCGCAUCGAGGUCCACUCCAUCUUUAUCAGCAAUGACAUGCGUCUAGGCAGCUGGUUCGACCCCUCCUGGAGGAAGCGCAUGCUGCUCACCCUCAAGAGCAACAAGUACAAGCCUGGGCUGGUGCACGUGAUGCUGGCCUUGUCCCUGCAGAUCUGCCUCACCAAGAACAGCACCCUGGAGCCUGUCAUGGCCAUUUAUGUCAACCCCUUUGGGGGCAGCCACUCUGAGAGCUGGUUCAUGCCCGUGAAUGAGGGCCGCUUCCCUGACUGGGAGAGGACUAACGUGGAUGCCACUGCCCAGUGCCAAAACUGGACUAUCACCUUGGGAAACAGGUGGAAGACCUUCUUUGAGACAGUCCAUGUUUACCUACGGAGCCGAAUCAAGUCCCUGGAUGACAGCUCCAAUGAGACAAUCUACUAUGAGCCCCUGGAGAUGACUGAUCCCUCCAAGAACCUGGGCUACAUGAAAAUCAACACCUUGCAGGUCUUCGGCUACAGCCUGCCCUUUGACCCGGAUGCUAUCCGGGACUUAAUUCUCCAGUUGGAUUACCCGUACACUCAAGGUUCCCAGGACUCUGCCCUCUUGCAGCUCAUAGAGCUUAGGGACCGGGUCAACCAGCUCUCUCCACCUGGCAAAGUCCGGCUGGACCUUUUCUCCUGCCUGCUCCGGCACCGGCUCAAGUUGGCCAACAACGAGGUGGGCAGGAUUCAGUCCUCCCUGAGGGCUUUCAACUCCAAGCUGCCAAACCCCGUGGAGUACGAGACAGGCAAACUCUGUAGCUAAUGGGGGGCCCACUCCGGCACUGGGCAGGGAGAGGAGCCAGAAAUCAGGGUGCAGUGGUCAUCCAAGCCCUCACCUUGGUGCCAAUAAGGCGCUCCCUUGAGACUUUCCGCACCCAGCAGAUGGGACCUCGGGGCUUGGACUGAAGCAGGCAGGAGAGAAAGAAACAGCCACUGCACACAUGCACACACUCACCUUGCGUGUGCACACGCGUACACACACAUGCACACGCACACGCACACACUCCCUCCCUUCCUUGGGGAGGCUGCAGCUCAGCAGCCUGGCAUCUGCAAAGUCGGUGCUUUCUAAAACGAAUGCAGUUGAAGGAAAGGAGCCAAGGGAGAGAUUAGGCAAAAGAACCAGCCAAACCAUGAAACAAACAAAUCCUUAAAAGUGAUUCUUAUCAUUCGAGGAAGCAAGAGGGGGCAGAAUGGGAGGAAUAGGCGUUCUCCCUCUCCUUCUGUGGAGUCACUUUUGUAUUCUUUUUAACCAGAUUUCUUAAAAUGGCGUUGUUUCGUGAUUCCCCACAGUGGUUCCUACUUUUUGUACUCUGCCUCCUCUCUGCGCCCCCGGACACUGACUGCUCCUCGAGCCGGCUCCCUUAGGAAGCAGGAGAAGUGGCACCAACAGAGGACCGCUCAGGGCGGGCAGCUGGCCUUGCUCCGUCUCCCCUCCCCCCGCCCCCCUUUGGCCCCCUUCCUUCCAUGGCCUCCCCAGUUCCGGGGCCCUGGCUUGGCCCACGUUCCCUUGUGGUCCAGCCAGAGUCCCCCUUCCAACAGCACCCUUACCGUCUAAGAAAGCAGCCCUGUCAAGUUAGAGAGAGACAAUGUAUAGGGAAAUGUUCUUUUUUAAAAACAAAAACAAAAAUAUUUAUUUUGUGAUUGUUUUCCUUGUCAAUCUGCUCCAGCUACAUGAAACAUACGAGUAAAAAUUUACCUGGUUUAAUAUA